Molecule: messenger RNA, 2530 nt
Organism: Lolium perenne
Lineage: Eukaryota; Viridiplantae; Streptophyta; Magnoliopsida; Poales; Poaceae
Product: wall-associated receptor kinase 3
Biological process (GO): cell surface receptor signaling pathway; protein phosphorylation
Cellular component (GO): plasma membrane
Molecular function (GO): calcium ion binding; protein serine/threonine kinase activity; polysaccharide binding
Source: RefSeq, a predicted model, not a curated record
AAAAUCGCAGUGCUGCCUGUUCUUCAGAAAAUCAGAACACAACUACGGAAGCAAACUUUAGGAAAGACAGAUCCUCGAGCAAAAUUAAUACCUCCAGGAUACGACGAGACCUGAACCUCCUUGUUAUUUCAGCUAAAGAAUAUGCAAGUGUUCUUGCGGCUUGGCCUCUGUCUGCUAUUGCUCGCGGCACAAUAUGCCCCUGGAAUCGCAGUUCCUAGUUCAGAGUGCCGAAGGCAGUGUGGCAAUGUUGAGGUACCGUAUCCAUUCGGUAUCGACCCCGACUGCUCGCUCGGAGAAGGUUUCGACCUUACUUGUGAGGUCCAAGAUGGCGAUCACAGGCCAUUCAGGGGCGCCUUUGAGGUUCUCGACAUUUCCUUGACUGAAGGCACGACCCGGGUGCUCAAUUACAUCCUAGGGUUCUGCUACAGCACCUCUACCGGGAGCAUGGAGUAUUUUGGCCGUUACGGGGGAUUCAAUGAAGGGGAUCCUUCUUCUCCCUAUCGUCUCUCCGAUGUCCAGAACAGGUUCACGGUCCUCGGUUGCAACGCCCUUGCCUCCAUCUCGGACCCUUCUGGUACAGGCUACCAAGGGUAUGGUGUUGCAACCUGCCGCAACCAGUCAGACUUAGUGGAUGGAUCUUGCUCCGGUAUCGGCUGCUCCCAGACUACCAUACCAAAGAGGAUGUACUACUACCAAACAACUUUCUUCCACUCGGUCAACACAAGUCAAAUAUUUAAGUUCAACCGGUGCAGCUAUGCCGUCCUGAUGGAAGCAGAAGCAUUCAGGUCCAACACCACGUACAUAAACACCAACAAGUUCAACGAAACAUACCGUGGACGGGUGCCUAUGAUGCUUGACUGGGCUGUGAGAGAUGUGAAGUCAUGUGAUGUUGCAAAACUGAACAAGACGGGAACUUACGCAUGCCUCAGCAGCAACAGCAAGUGCGUGGACUCCACCAAUGAUCAAGGAUACAUUUGCAAUUGCACCAAUGGGUAUGAAGGCAAUCCUUAUCUUCGAGACGGAUGCAAAGAUGUUAAUGAAUGCAGUCACAACCCAUGCCCUUCGGAUGGCUUUUGUCGCAAUAGCGUUGCAGGGUACCGGUGUUCUUGUCGAGUUGGAAAAAAAUAUAUCAAAGAAAGCAAUACGUGCAGCCCCGACACCGGCUUAAUAAUAGGAAUCGCAAUGGGAUUAUUUGGUCUAAUGGUUAUCGUCAUGAUCACUGUCUUCUGGGGACAGAUGAUACUUCAAAAGAGAAAACUGAAUAUAGUAAAACAAGAGUAUUUUCGCCAACAUGGAGGCUUGCUUUUGUUUGAUAGGAUGAAAUCAGAUAAAGGUCUUGCUUUCAAUGUAUAUUCGGAAGCUGAACUCAUACAUGCCACUGACAACUUUGACAGCAGCAGAAUACUAGGAAAAGGAGGCCACGGAACGGUCUACAAAGGGAUAACAAAAACAAACAUGCCAGUUGCAAUUAAAAGAUGUGCAGUAGUUGAUGAAAGACAAAAGAAGGAAUUCGGCCAAGAGAUGCUCAUUUUGUCCCAAAUCAAUCAUAAAAAUGUUGUUAAACUCUUGGGUUGCUGCCUUGAGGUGGAAGUUCCAAUUCUGGUCUAUGAGUUUGUCCCAAAUGGUACACUAUUUGAGCUUAUCCAUGGCAAGAACCAAGCAUUGCAAAUAUCCUUUAGCACUCUCUUAAGGAUCGCCCAUGAAGCAGCCGAAGGACUGAGCUUCCUACAUUCAUAUGCGUCUCCCCCAAUAAUUCAUGGUGAUGUGAAAACUGCCAACAUCCUUCUUGAUGACAACUACAUGGCCAAAGUGUCGGACUUUGGAGCCUCCAUUCUAGCCCCAUCUGACGAAGAGCAAUUUGUCACAAUGGUUCAAGGUACCUGUGGAUACCUUGAUCCUGAAUACAUGCAAACAUGCCAGUUAACGGACAAAAGCGAUGUGUAUAGCUUCGGAGUUAUCCUUUUAGAGAUCCUCACUGGCCAGUUGCCACUGAAGCUCGAUGGGUCUGAGAGGCAAAGGAGCUUGUCGUUAAUUUUCCUAUCUGCUAUGAAGGAGAAUAAUCUGGAUGCUGUGUUGGUGAGCCAUGUGAAAGGCCAAGAGAGCAUGGAGUUGCUGAGAGGACUCGCUGAUCUGGCUAAGAGAUGCUUAGAUAUGUGUGGCGAAAAUAGGCCAUCGAUGAAAGAGGUCGCAGACGAGCUCAACAGAUUGAGGAAACUUUCACUGCAUCCUUGGGUACGGCUCGAUGUGGAGACAGAUGUGGAAGGCCUUCUUGGUGGAGAAUCUACAAGUAGUUAUGAAAUAGAAUUAAGUGGGUAUCCCAUGAGCGAAAGUGAGAAUCAACCCAUAAACCCAAGAAGUUCCUAUUAUGAAAGAUGAGUAAGAGUGUAAGACCUUCGGUACUUAUGUAUUAAAGCUAUUACUUAGAGAUACAAAUGUUUUGUUUCUGAAAAACAUGUGUAUUAUAGUUUUUUAUACAUUGAGUGGGCUAGAUGCAUGGUUGAUGGCGAGGCCAGGGGUAACAGAGCUUUCA